UUCCUCCUCUUCCUCCUCCUCCUCCUCCUCCUCCUCCUCCUGCUCCCCACCCCUCAGGGGGCGGCGAUAGCGGCGGGGAGGAAGAAAAGGAUGCCACGGAAGCUGUUGCUGCCUUACAAAUCUGUUUUUUCUCAUUUUCGGGCUCCCAGGGGGCUGCAUGACGCGCUGGCGAUGAACGCGGCCAGAAGCGGCUACCGGGUCUUCUCGGCCAACUCCACGGCCGCCUGCACCGAGCUGGCCAAGCGCAUCACGGAGCGUCUCGGUGCUGAGCUGGGGAAAUCCGUGGUGUAUCAGGAAACCAAUGGAGAAACAAGAGUUGAAAUAAAAGAGUCUGUCCGGGGACAGGAUAUCUUCAUUAUACAGACGAUCCCCAGAGACGUGAACACUGCCGUAAUGGAGCUGCUGAUAAUGGCUUAUGCACUGAAGACCUCCUGUGCCAGGAACAUCAUCGGGGUCAUCCCUUACUUCCCCUACAGCAAACAGAGCAAGAUGAGGAAGAGGGGCUCCAUAGUCUGCAAGCUGCUGGCUUCCAUGCUGGCCAAGGCAGGUUUAACGCACAUUAUCACCAUGGACCUUCAUCAAAAGGAAAUCCAAGGCUUCUUCAGCUUCCCCGUAGACAACCUGCGAGCAUCCCCUUUCCUGAUUCAGUACAUACAGGAAGAAAUUCCGGAUUACAGGAACGCAGUCAUUGUAGCCAAAUCUCCUGAUGCAGCUAAAAGGGCUCAGUCUUACGCUGAGAGACUACGGCUGGGACUCGCAGUGAUCCACGGAGAGGCUCAGUGCACGGAGCAGGACAUGGACGACGGACGUCACUCCCCUCCCAUGGUCAAAAAUGCAACGGUGCAUCCUGGUCUGGAGCUGCCGUUGAUGAUGGCCAAGGAGAAACCGCCGAUAACUGUGGUUGGAGACGUUGGAGGAAGAAUUGCCAUCAUUGUGGAUGACAUCAUCGAUGACGUGGAGAGCUUCGUAGCCGCCGCGGAGAUUCUGAAAGAGCGCGGAGCCUACAAGAUCUUCGUGAUGGCCACUCACGGGCUCCUGUCCGCAGACGCGCCCCGUCUCAUUGAGGAGUCCUCCAUCGACGAGGUGGUAGUAACCAACACAGUCCCUCACGAGGUACAGAAGCUGCAGUGCCCCAAGAUAAAGACUGUGGACAUCAGCUUGAUCCUCUCCGAAGCCAUCCGGCGAAUCCACAACGGGGAGUCCAUGGCUUACCUCUUCCGCAACAUCACCGUCGAUGACUAGAGCUGGUGCUGCCCCUGUCCUGGCUUCCACGAGCGAAGGAAACAUGCAUGAGGAGGCAAUACCAUAAGUUAUAGACGUAACGCAGCUGUUUAUUCUUGUAGGGAGGGUGAAGGUUCUCAGGGUCCUGAGCCGUGAGAUCCGAUAGAAACAAAUCCACCUGAGCAGCACUUUACAGGUGAACGGGAGAGGCCACUGGCGAGGGGGAGGGUUUACAGCCUUGAGAGAGAGAGGAGGAGGGUUUGAAUUUAAAAUUCCUUUCUAUUUUUUUAGUGUUAUCUCUUGCUCUGAAGGGGAGUGGGGGGGGGGGGGGGAGU
Oxyura jamaicensis (ruddy duck) is the source of this 1556-nucleotide messenger RNA. RefSeq names its product phosphoribosyl pyrophosphate synthetase associated protein 1 (gene PRPSAP1). Gene Ontology annotation, cellular component: ribose phosphate diphosphokinase complex; cytoplasm. The transcript has 10 exons. Gene Ontology annotation, biological process: purine nucleotide biosynthetic process; 5-phosphoribose 1-diphosphate biosynthetic process. Bases 91 to 1242 code for a protein of 383 amino acids. Gene Ontology annotation, molecular function: magnesium ion binding; ribose phosphate diphosphokinase activity. NCBI's taxonomy places the organism in Eukaryota, Metazoa, Chordata, Aves, Anseriformes, Anatidae. The record is from RefSeq and is a predicted model, not a curated record.